Cooperia oncophora is the source of this 351-nucleotide messenger RNA. NCBI's taxonomy places the organism in Eukaryota, Metazoa, Nematoda, Chromadorea, Rhabditida, Trichostrongylidae. The record is from the annotation of a GenBank genome assembly.
AUGUGCGAUUGUUCGAAUCCGAAAACAAACGGUGGGAUAAGUCUGUCAAGGAUGAAGGACUGGAAAUUCUUUGCGACAGAAGUCAAGUUGCUGCAUAAGAGUUUGGACAUGUCUGCUGUGAGUAAGUGUGUGAUGAGUGAUUCUUUAUUAUUUCAUGGCAAUAAGCUCGACUUUCACAACUCAAUGAAUCCACAGGACGCGUCGGCUUUUUACAGCCGAUUCAUGGACACGUUGCGAACAUCAUAUCCGGCCGGAAAUGUACAGGAUGGACGCUUCGCAGCAAUGAUGAAUGUUGAGAUUGUUAACGAUGGUCCAGUGACGAUAAGUAUAGACAGUAAAAAUAGGGAUUGA